This is a messenger RNA of Suillus paluster, 1345 nucleotides long. RefSeq lists its product as uncharacterized. The record is from RefSeq and is a predicted model, not a curated record. NCBI's taxonomy places the organism in Eukaryota, Fungi, Basidiomycota, Agaricomycetes, Boletales, Suillaceae. The transcript has 5 exons. Bases 135 to 1163 code for a protein of 342 amino acids.
GGUUUGCACAAACAAGGAAGGUCGUGGUAGCCUCGAGGCGCUGGACGAAGUUGAUGUUCUAAAUCCCCGAAUAGCGUUUCACAACUUGUUCAUAACAGUUUCCACCAAGGUCCUCAUCAUCUCUGUUGACCAUCAUGGCAGCAGUCUCGAUAUCCUCAUCGCCAAUCACGCAGGUGUCCCAACAUGCACCUGUGAACACUAGCCUUCAACCUCAGCUACUUACCAGGCUGCUCCUCGACCUCCGGGGCAGACGUUUCUCGGUUGACAGAGAAACUAUCAUGAAUCUCCCUGAAUCUGUUCUCCUGUGUCUCUUCCCUAACGGGCUCGUUUUGAGUCGUCAGAGCCAAGCAUUUUCGGAUGGUGGGGAAAACGAAGAGGACGACGAAGUAUACGGUGUCGAUUUCGAUCCAGAAUGCUUUGCAUACGUACUUGAUUUCUUCAGAAACGCAUCAGACACGUUUUAUGGGACCGCUACGUCGCCUGGUUUGUUCGCGGCACAACAACAUCUGCUUGACGGGUCACCUUCAGACUUUGGACCUUCUGCAUCGCAGAAUCCACUCCUUACCAAGCAGGCUAUCAUUGUGCUGCGCGAGGAACUUGAAUAUUUUGCGAUACCACCAAAGGAUGGGAGGGCUCUGACCGAUGAACACGGUACCGCCAACCAAGCGCUUCUUGACAUCAAGCAUAGGUGUGGACAAAAUGUCAUGGACAACCAAGCGCUUCUUGACAUCAAGCACAGAUGUGGACAAAAUGUCAUGGACAAGCGUAAUAUCUUCACUGCCCUCCAACGAAAUGUUCACAAGGAGAACAACAUUGCUGAGCAGCACCUUAUCGAUAUGUUGUGCAUGAGUGGGUUCAACCGAGACGACGAAUGGGGAUUCCGUGCUAUGGAGCCUUCGCGAUGCUGCAUCUCGUCAAUUGCUCUUGUAUUGCUCAAGACGGGCAUCGUACAUCAUCCUCCAGGACAAAAUGGCGAGCGGCCGGUCACCAUUGACUACAACCAAAUGGCUACGGCUCAGAAGUUGCUAUUGUUCUGGAGAAAACCGGCGCGCAAGUGCUGGUGGGAUGGCCUUGAGGUCGAUCUAGCUAGGCCUGGAGAACCAUCGCUUCCUGUGAAGCUGUGGGCAAGGCGAGUAUGGACCCUUGAGCUCAGCUUAGUCUAACUAUGAGGACGAUUGGAUUUUGUUGAUACGAACUCUUCUCUCUCCCGCGAUCCCUCCUUACGACCAUAUCACCGUCUUCCCCUGAUAUCUCAUCGAUACCCUCCACGAUUUUUCUGCUGCAACCCAUUAAUUAAUGCCACACACGCACCCUGUCACUUGCUAUCAUGAUGUAUCGGAGGGAA